AUGGAAAUUCUCCACUUAAUGGCUGCCGCUUCUAGCUCUGGCGCUCUUAAUCUCGAAGGUCUUGCAUCGUGUGGAAUGGCGGGUCCAUCGUCUAUCCCCAAGGGGACCCCGAAUGAAAAAAGCGUACGAAGGCAUGAUUGCUGCGAUCAGGAGCUGCUUAACAUCAUUGAGAACAGGAGAUCUCAGAAGAUUUGGUGGAGGAUAAGCGAACCAACACUGGGAUCUGAUCAUAGCCGCAGUGAAGUGUUGGGAUGCAAAGACGAUGGUUUUUAG
Prunus armeniaca (apricot) is the source of this 273-nucleotide messenger RNA. Lineage: Eukaryota; Viridiplantae; Streptophyta; Magnoliopsida; Rosales; Rosaceae. The record is from the annotation of a GenBank genome assembly.